CAAAAAUUCGUAGAAGCAUAUUUUAGUUUUUUCGUAUUAAAAAAAUGAAGUUCAUUAUCGCUAGUCUCCUUUUUACCUUCACGAUUAUCUUCAUUUCUAUUGAACCAUGUUCAGCAUUAUUAGUUGAUCCAGCUCCAGAUAUAAAAGCAGUGUACCAGAAUACGGUGGUUCAACAAGAACAACUUCCACAAAAACAACAUGGUCUUGGACUUCGUCGAGCUACACUAAUGAAACCAGAGUUUCACGAGGUGCUUCGAGAAGAACUUCAAAAAAGGGGUCAUGGACAACCAGCUGGAAGAGGAUUGCCAAAUUUAAAUGUAAAACCACCUAGUAAUGAACAACAGCAUGUAUUUUCCCGAAAUUAUAACGGAAAUACGAAGUGAAACUCCCUAUUUUAGUUCCUCACACACAAAACAAUAAUCUGUUACUUUAUAAACAUUUAAAAUAAUCAAAACGCAAUUUGAAAAAUCUCUUUUCUUUCCCUUAUACUAAACAAAAAAUUAGCCAAGUAUGAACCGCGCUUCAAGAAAGGGUUCCGUCGCCCACUACACGUUUCUUCAGUCGUUCAAAGCUCCCCUUUCCUAUAUUUUCUUUACUUCUCCAAUACUCACUUCACUCCCCCAUCUUUCUUCUUCUUUCUCGUCCACUACUCUCAUUUCUAAUCAUUCCCUUUACUUUCCUUCACUCACACUCACUUCCAUUACUUCCCCUCCAUAAUUUCCCCUAUCAUCACUUCCCUUCAUACAUUCUACUCACUACCACUCACUCUCCCUACUUCACCUCCCAUAAAUUACCCGUACUCUC
Messenger RNA from Belonocnema kinseyi, 804 nucleotides. RefSeq lists its product as uncharacterized. Bases 45 to 383 code for a protein of 112 amino acids. The transcript is spliced from 2 exons. Lineage: Eukaryota; Metazoa; Arthropoda; Insecta; Hymenoptera; Cynipidae. The record is from RefSeq and is a predicted model, not a curated record.